This is a messenger RNA of Budorcas taxicolor (takin), 1386 nucleotides long. RefSeq names its product zinc finger and SCAN domain-containing protein 5B-like. Gene Ontology annotation, molecular function: RNA polymerase II cis-regulatory region sequence-specific DNA binding; DNA-binding transcription factor activity, RNA polymerase II-specific. The coding region runs from base 1 to 1386 and encodes 461 amino acids. The record is from RefSeq and is a predicted model, not a curated record. The transcript has 4 exons. Gene Ontology annotation, biological process: regulation of transcription by RNA polymerase II. Lineage: Eukaryota; Metazoa; Chordata; Mammalia; Artiodactyla; Bovidae.
AUGGCUGAGAACCAGACAGGGGCUCGUGGCCGCCUCGCGGACAGCCCCGGCGCAGAGUCGCCAGCGUCUGCGCCACGCCAGGACACCGGAAGGCAAAAGCCCGACUCCGCCCUUGAAGAGUUGCGCGUCCGCUUCAGAAGGUUCAGCAGCUCGGAAGAAUCCGACCCGAUCAAGGCUCUGAGGAGGCUCCGUGAACUCUGCGGUCUGUGGCUGAGGCCGGAUCUUCACACCAAGGAGCAGAUGGUGGACAGGCUGGUGCUGGAGCAGUUCGUGCUGUGCAUGCCGCCGGAGAUCCAGGUCUUAGUCAGAAGUAGUGGUGCCGAGACUUGUAAGGAUCUGGAGGAGGUGCUGAGAAAUAAGCAGAAACUGAAGAAGUGGACUGUAGUCCGUGUCCAAGGCGAGGAUUAUUUGAUGCCAGUCUCGGAUGUUGAGAUGUUAGGAUCUGAGGUCAGUGAGGGGCACGAUGGGGGAGACGGAGCCAGGGAGCCCCAGUCUACAGUCAGUGUCGUCCCUCCAGACGAGGGCCAGCAGGAGCGCCAAGACGGGCAGCAUCUUCCAGGAGCCAGGGACCUGUUGAGGGGGCAGGGCCAGAAAGCUCUCCCGCCAGAGACCAUUCCUGAAACAGGUGAACUGGAGGGUCAGAUGCCCUCCAAGGAGAACUUGGAGAAGGACCUGCUGGAAGACACAGGAGUGACAAGAACCCUUCCGCCUCAAGAGCCUGAACUUCUGCAGGAUGGUGAGGGAGACGUUUCCACUACGAGUGGAUCCAGACGAGGUCCUCUGAAGAAUCGCAGACACGUCCUAAGGAAACGGGACAGCAACCCCACUUGCCAAGAUGAGCGUUCAGAAGCAGCCACGUGUUUGGACCAAGGAGAGCUCUCAGGACAGCUUGGGUCCCAUUCCGUUGGUUCAUCUGGCACCGUGGGACCCACCAGUGUUCCUGAGGGAGCAGAAACCCUGGGACAGGCACCCUGUGAAUGCAGGGUGUGCAAAAAGAGCUUUCCUUAUCAAUCUCAGCUUACCCUGCACCAGAGGACACACACAGGAGAGAGGCCCUUUCAAUGCGACAUCUGUGCCAAAGGGUUCAUGCAGACUUCGGACCUGCGGGUUCACGAGCGGAUCCACACUGGCGAGAAGCCCUACAGCUGUGAUCUCUGCCUCAAGAAGUUCACCCACGACUCCUCACUGCGUGCUCACAAGAAGACCCACACCCAGGAGAAGCCUUUCUGCUGUGAGCAGUGUGACAGAGCCUUCAGCCACCUAGGGAACCUCAACGUUCACCAACGCACCCACUCUGGGGUCAGGCCCUACGUGUGCCCCGAGUGUCACCGUGCCUUCCGUCAGCUGGGGACUUUCAAACGCCACCAGAAAAUCCAUUCCAAAUGA